GCUAAUAUGACAUACGAUGGAUCGUUUAUAUUACCUGACCAUAACGAAGAACAAAGACUCAAGCUACAAAACGUCUAUAGUCACGUAGAUGACAUAGAUUUGUUUGCCGGUGCAAUGACAGAAACAUUACUGCCUGACAGCUCUGUGGGACCAACAUUUGCUUGUUUGUUAGGAAAACAAUUUAAAAGGUUGAGAUUAGGUGACAGGUACUGGCACGAGACACAAGAUCCAGUCAUAAGGUUUACAAAAGGUCAGCUAGCGGAGCUACGUAACAUAUCGUUGGCACGUGUGUUGUGUGAUAACUUUGAUGUUAGCCAAGUUCAACCUGAUGUAUUCCGUGUACCCGGGGCGUGAGUAGAAA
Molecule: messenger RNA, 361 nt
Organism: Ruditapes philippinarum (Manila clam)
Lineage: Eukaryota; Metazoa; Mollusca; Bivalvia; Venerida; Veneridae
Product: peroxidase-like protein 3
Exons: 3
Coding region: 7-354 (115 amino acids)
Biological process (GO): response to oxidative stress
Molecular function (GO): heme binding; peroxidase activity
Source: RefSeq, a predicted model, not a curated record